GCAAUCUUAGGCGAAUGAUUUCACUUUCUUGAGUCGUAGUCAGGAAUCGGAUCGAUCCUGAGUUCCUGACUCCCAGUCAAUCCAAUACGGCCGAUUCGCGCUCAUAAACCCUAGAAUCGACCUUACAAGUCACAAUAUCAGGCGGUAAAAACGGCUUUGUGUACAUACCCGACCCGGUGAGACUCCCAGUACGACGUCAUACUCAAACUGCAUAAGUACUGCGGCGGAAGUCGGCCGAACGAAAAUACACCACCAACCUUUGGCCUUCGCCGCUGCCUUAUACUGCCCAGAACCAUAACUCCAUUCUUUGGGUAUUGAAACAGAAGAUUGCCAGUAACUUCCUCAUGCUCCGUGAAACCCUCUCCCAUUCUUUUAUCUCUUCCGUUGAACCCUGAUCGUUUGCUCCGAGACAGCGCCAGUUUCCGUAGUUGUAUACCGGUGGUUUUAGCAUCUCCAACCAUUUUUCAUUAUAGUUGGAGAAGGGUUUGUUGAGGUUUCUGGGCUUCCCAGAAGUGAGUUUGUUAAGAAGUUGGUCUCGGACCUUCAGUCAUCAUCAGAAAUUCAGAAUAAAAACAACGCUUGGUCUCAUCCAAGACUCAAAUAUUGAUGUGAAUACAAUUUUUUUAUUGAAUUUAAUCUGUUUGUCAGUUUGCCUCAUUCGUACAGAAUAUGGUGCGUUCUAAACCACCUUCGAAGAAGAAGCAGCGGGGUGUAGACUUCAAUAAAAUAAAGCGGAAGAUCGGUCGGAAACUCCCGCCACCGAAGAAUGCUACCAACACUGAAAUAAAGUCCAAAGCAAUUAUUCUCCCCGAACAGAGUGUGGCAUCGGAUAAAGCAGGUUUAGCUGUGAGCAAAAAGGGUCUGACACUAAAAGAGCUACUUCAGCAGACAUCUCAUCAUAAUGCCAAAGUUCGUAAGGAUGCAUUGAUUGGUAUUAAGGAUUUAGUACGUAAACAUCCGGCAGAGCUGAAGUUGCACAAGCUUGCUAUAGUAGAGAAGCUGAGGGAACGCAUAAGUGACGAAAAUAAAUCUGUCCGUGAAAUGCUAUAUCAACUUCUGAAAGAAGUGAUUUUCCCAGGUUCAAAAGAGGAUAUCCCAGGGCCCUUCAUUUCUUUGAUUAUGGUCUACAUUUUUAAUGCGAUGACACAUUUAUCAAUUGAUAUUCGGUUGAUGGCAUUCAAGUUUUUUGAUCUUGUUGUCCAGCACUACCCAUCUUCCUUCUUAAUGUAUGCUGAAAAGGUUCUGCAGAAUUAUGAGGAUAUCUUACGAAAGAACCAGACCUAUUUACAGGACAGGGGGAAACUCAAGAGUGCUCUUGUUGGGUUGGUUCGUGGCUUGUCACUGUUGCCUUGUAAUGAGAGAAAAGCUGAUUCAUCGGAUGAAAAAGUUUUGGAUACACAACGGACAUUGCAUGCUUUUGAGCUUGAGGUGCCUAUGAAGCAUACGGGAAUUUCUUCCACUAUUAAGAAACUAGAAGAUCUUAUGCCAGUUCUGGUCAACUGUUUCCUGGAAUUUACUUCUUCAGUUCGUCAAAUGCCAGUGCUGGAAACACAGUCAUUUGAUUGUAUGCAAUGUGCGCUGCAGAGCAUUGAUCUUGUGUGCAAGUUUUUCUUUUAUGGGACUAAUAAGCAUCAAACAGCCUAUGAUGGAUCUUAUGCGAUGGCGUGUGGUGAGAAUGCCAUGCCAGUGUUCUUGAGGAAGUUGUUGGAAGUAUUUCCCCUUAACUCAAAACAGGAUGUCUCAGAAAAGGAUCAUGACAGAUAUUUUAUCUUGAAUGCUGGAAUUACUGAAAUCUUUUUGCAUUUUAGUGGAUGGAACUGUACUCAUGCUAUUUUGAUGGAAAAGUUCCUAGAGUUUAUGGAAACUUCAGUGUCUGGGCAGAUUAGUUGUAAUACACGGUCUAGUAAAGCGCUCAGAGAAAAGCAUUUAGUUUCACUGCUGCAAUUUUUUCCAAAACUUCUAUCUCAAAUCACUGGCAAUUGGAAAUCCCGCCUUCUACAGGCAUUCACCAAAGCUUUUAAGGAUUGCAAAACAGAGUCUUCUCUGAAGUUGGCUUGCCUUUCUGUAAUCAAGGAAAUGCUACUUCCAUCAAGGAUGCAAGGCACGCUGCUCUUAGAUGCAACUGACACUGAGAUAUUGGACCAUCAGAUUACUUGGAUACGUGAGCUUCCCUUAUUGCUUCUCCAGUUUGGUGACAAACACCUUUCAUCUUCUAAGGUAGUUUUGCAUCUUCUCCUUCGCCUGGCACAAUUUGCUCCCAUGAACUCUUCCCUUGCUUGGGAAUAUGAAAAUAUGCAACAUUCAUUGCGAGACUUCUACUGUACGUGUCUGGACAAAGGAAGCAUAUGCUAUGGCCCUUUCAUAAAGCUUCCUAGAGAUUGCCAGGAACUUUCCAUCUGUUGCCUAUAUUACUUCUCUAGUCUGGAUUCAUUAAUGCUUAGAGCAUUAUCCUGUUGUUGCCUGAGUAAUAAUUUGGAGCCAUUUGUAUUAUUCAGAAUAAUAGAGGUUCUGCAGUCAGCCUAUAAAGCUGGACAUGUCCAGAUUGCAGACCAUCUCAGUUUCUUUGUUACCUUGCUGGCCUGUUUUAGAGUUUACCCUGAAAACUUCUAUCCUUCAUCUGGGAAUGAUGAGAAGAUUCUGAAUCAUGGAACUUUUAAGGCCAUCACAAGUGCGAUCUGCUCUUGCCUAUCACAGAUGGGUGAUGAUAAUCUUGUUCUUCAAACGCUGGAGAAAAUUAUUGUUGAUGAAAUAAGCCUCAACCUACCAUUAGUCAACAAGUGUGCACUGCUAAGAAUGCUUGUCGUUCUGGACUCUAAACCGACAAGACUUUCAGAGCAAAGCAUUAUCAAGCUAAGCAAAUCCCUGUCAGAAUACUUGAUUGAUGCUGCUUCUAGCAUUCCCGAGAACGACGAUGGUUCUAGUGAUUCUGUUCGACUACGCAAUUGCGUAUACCUUCUAAUCCCAUGCUUUUUCCUGUUUGAUAGAAGUGAUAAACUUUUAAAUCUUGUCCUGGAUUUGAUGGGAUCUUCAUUAGGUGAAAAUUAUUCAUCAGUUGAAUAUGCAUUUGACCUGUCACGUAAGAUUUGUGCAAUUUCUUCCGUCCUCCUAUUUAUGUAUAAGGAUGUGAAAAUCCAGCGAAGACUUCUUCUGUGUCAGGUUUCUGUUAACAGAAUUUUGCACAAUAUUCUCUUCCAGUCUUCAACUGAAACCAACAUGCCUCUUGAACAAAGGCAGAGAAUACAAUCUGCAGUUGAUCAACUACAAUCUGCAACCAGUAGAUUAUAUUGCUAGAAUGGUGAUGCACGUAAAUGUAUUCGUGGCACGUGAAGAGUAUAUGCUGGUUUAAGCGUUCAAAAAUUCCAAGAGCUGUGACAAGUUUUCCAUGGAGAUCACUAACAGCAUGAUAAAACACCUCAGAGACCACGUCAGUAUCGUGUGCAGUAGAUUCUGAUAAAAGCUACCAAGUACCCCAUGACUAAAUGUGGCACUUUGGUCAUAUAUUUCAUGAUGUAGCAUUGAUCUACUCUUGAGAUAUUACAGGGGCGCUGGCAUGGAAGUGGAUUGUUUUGGACCCGAAAAGUUUUCACAUUUUCUGGAUGUUCGGUAGCAACGGAUGAUCAAGCCAUGAAAUUCUCAGGUGACGGGUAAAACCAAUCCAUGUGCAAUAUUCAGGACGACGCUGAAUUUAAAUCACCCAAGUUAGCAGUUUAGAGCUGACGCCAGGAUAUCGAUGGCUAUACAUAUUUCACUGUAUAUUUCUUUAAGGCUUGAUGUUUCAAUUGAUCAUGAACUGUUGUACAAAAUCAAAGUAGGCUUAAGUAAGGGACUUUGGGUGCCAGUUUGGUGCAUGGAUUGAUUUCCUGUCAUAUGGAAACUUUAUUGGUGCCCAAAUUUUGUCCACUUGUAGUCAACUAGGCAUUGUCUCUUUCUUCAUUUGGCUUGUUACGGCUGGAAGUUCACUAUGUUUUUAGGGAAAAGGCGUACGCCACGCCUACUCACAUGAAUUUUUAUAUUAUUUUUUUAUAGAAAGAAAAAUAAAGAUUAAAUAAAUCAAUGUGAGAGGGUGUAGAGUACCCUGCUUGGUCAGACAA
Messenger RNA from Macadamia integrifolia, 4091 nucleotides. RefSeq lists its product as uncharacterized. The transcript has 20 exons. The record is from RefSeq and is a predicted model, not a curated record. Lineage: Eukaryota; Viridiplantae; Streptophyta; Magnoliopsida; Proteales; Proteaceae. The coding region runs from base 670 to 3291 and encodes 873 amino acids. Gene Ontology annotation, cellular component: nucleus.